Molecule: messenger RNA, 1830 nt
Organism: Chenopodium quinoa (quinoa)
Lineage: Eukaryota; Viridiplantae; Streptophyta; Magnoliopsida; Caryophyllales; Amaranthaceae
Exons: 1
Coding region: 1-1830 (609 amino acids)
Source: RefSeq, a predicted model, not a curated record
AUGAAGAUAGUGGCAUGGAAUUGUAGGGGUCUCAAUGAUCCAUACUCCCUUACGGUUCCCUACCUAGUAUGGAUCUAUCGAUUGAAGUUACCUAUGUUUUUGUUCAUUUCGGAAACUAAAAUGAAGUUUGCUUGUGCGGCGGCUAGAUUAAGUACUAUUAACACUACUUCCGCUUUUGGUUGGGACUCGGAUCGAAGUAGUGGGGGCCUUCUAGUUUUAGGUUGGUCUAAUGAUGAAAUCGAAUGCUUGUAUUCCUCAAAAAAAUUUAUCCUCUGUAAAAUGAUCGAUAUGAAUGGAAGUUUGAAGUAUGUACUUUUCUUUUAUGGUGAGCCUCAAGUAGAAAAUAGGAAAAUUAUUUGGGAACAACUCCAGUGGUUUUUAGAAGAGUUCAAAAUCGUUCUAGUAAUAGGAGAUUUUAAUCAAGUAGAAAGUGGGAGUGAAAAACUAGGGGGAUUGACCCAAAUAAGAGGAAUCGAUGCCUUCCUAGAUUGGAGGUUUGGUAGCAAUGUGACGGAAGUUCCUUUCUCGGGGCCAAGAUUCACUUGGAGCAAUAAAAGGGAAGGUAAUGAUCUUAUCCUAGAAAGGCUGGAUCGUGCCUACAUCACAGAGGAAUGGUUUGCUCAUUCUCCCGAUGGAAGGAUCUUUCAUGAACCAAUUGUUUGUUCCGAUCACGCAGUCAUGACUUACCAUGAUCAGCCUAGAUCUACCUCUUCUAAUAGGCCUUAUCAAAUUGAGAACUGGUGCCUCAACUUUCCGAAAGUCAAAGAAAUUGUAAAAAAUUCUUGGAAGGAGGAUUGUCAGGGUUCGUACAUGUUCCAGCUAAUUAGAAAGUUGGGUAAGCUUAGGUCAAAACUCCAAUACUGGUGCUUGGAAAAUAAGAAGGUUUGGGGGAUCAACUGGAAAAAGAUCACUAAGGAUCUUCAAAGCACGGGGAUGAAUAUUAGUUUGAUUAAGGAAGGAGAGGGGUAUGUCAAGCGUAUUCACCUUCUUAUACCUGAGGGUCAAUUGUGUUUUAGGUUUUGGAAACAAAGAAUGAAAGCAAACUGGGUCAAGUUCGGGGACUGCCCAACGCCUACCAUGUACAGGAAAGUAAAACAACAACAAUCUCAAAAGGAAAUCUUGACUUUAAGGAAUGGAAAUGAUACAUGGGUUGAGGGGCAAAGGGAGGUUGAAGAGGUAAUCUUGACCUCAAUCAAGGAGGUCUAUAACCCGGUUAUGCCUGAUAAUCAUGGGGAAGAUAUUGACCUUCUGCUUCGACAACUUGAUAUUCCCCUCAUCCGGGAUGAGGAUUGGCUUUGGCUAGACAGGGAUUUUUCUGACAGUGAAAUUAAAAAGGCAAUGCUCAAUCUGCAUUGCUCCAAGUCUCCAGGCCCAGACGGGUUUACGGUGGAUUUUUUCAAAUCCUACUGGCAUGAAGUAGGGCAACUGGUGAUUGAUAGUGUAAAACAAUUUCUGAGAACAGGUAACAUGCUCAAAGAAUGGAACCAGUCACUGCUAGUAUUGAUUCCAAAGGUUAAGGUUCCAGAGCUUGCGAGUCAGUUUAGACCGAUCAGUUUGUGCAACACAGCCUACAAGUGCAUCUCUAAAUGCUUGGUUAAUAGGCUUAAACCAAUCCUCCCUAGCCUUAUCACAGAAAACCAGCAUGCCUUCAUCCCAGGAAGGUAUAUGGAGGAUAAUAUCCUUCUGAGUCAUGAACUCAUGCACCUUAUAAACUCGAGGAGGGGCUCCAAUUUCACAGCAAUUAAGAUUGAUAUGUCAAAAGCUUAUGAUAGAGUGGAUUGGCUCUUUCUUCUGAAAGUGCUACAAGCAUUUGGGUUUUCGAACCACUAG